AUGCCGUUAUUAGAUAUUUCUCAUCGGAGAGUGCCAAGAAAGCCCAUACGGCGUGUGACAGGAAGUCCUUGUUUCAGGACACACCUCUAA
Messenger RNA from Staurois parvus, 90 nucleotides. The record is from the annotation of a GenBank genome assembly. Lineage: Eukaryota; Metazoa; Chordata; Amphibia; Anura; Ranidae.